Molecule: messenger RNA, 2645 nt
Organism: Plodia interpunctella (Indianmeal moth)
Lineage: Eukaryota; Metazoa; Arthropoda; Insecta; Lepidoptera; Pyralidae
Exons: 2
Coding region: 276-1238 (320 amino acids)
Source: RefSeq, a predicted model, not a curated record
UUCCAACAGUGAACUUCAUAGUAACCAGUGGGGGCCGAUCCCUUGUCCUGUACAAUGGCUUUUCGUACAGAAAACACUGCAACUUGAAGUCCGGUAUUCGACUCCAGUGCACCAAAAGUGUGUCAACGAGAUGCCACGCGUAUCUCACUUUGGACGAACUAGCUCGCGUCGUCAAAUGCAACGAAGUACACACGCAUCCGCCAACGCAAUACAGACGCACACAAGCCGCUGGUCCCGCCUUCUUCAUAGUCACAGAAAAAGGAAACCGUUUAUUGAUGCUUAAUAAUUUCACGUAUUCCAAGAAAUACAACACUAAACAUGGCACAAGAUAUCAGUGCAGCGCUGUAGGUCCUUGUGCCGCUCAAGUCUACUUAAUAGGCACUGAAAUAAUAACAGCUGAGGAAAUGCAUUCACAUCCCCCAAAAAAAUAUUAUACAGAUAACAAUGGCCCUUAUUACGUUUAUAUUCAGCGCGGUAAACCCGUGAGAAGAAAUUUCACCGUAGAACAUGAGCCUCAAAUUUUAUAUAAAGGUGUGAAAGAAAAUUAUGUGACUGCGAAAAGAGGUCGACCUCCUAAAAAACGGAGAGUUGCGAUUGAUAUGAUUGUGCCAAAGAUACUAGAUGUCCGCAGCACUGAUGAGCAUUUUCUCCAGGAAUCUCCCCUUAGGAUAAACGACAUUGGAUCGUGCGUUCGCCCACCAAAGAAGCUAAACAAAAGCACCAAAUGUGCUAUGAUAACCGAGUCACAAAAUACAACUCAAGUCAAUUCUUCAAAACCGAUGCUUCAAAUAUAUGCUGAUAAUUCAAAAAAGGUUUCGAAGCGCAACCGACCAUUUAGAAUUCAAAAUGGUAGCUCUUCACUUGAUUCCAAAAAAUCUGAGAUUCGUCGCAUAGUCAAGCGUUUUCGGCAAGAGUCUGGACUCAAAAUAAAUAAUAUUAAACGUGGUCGGCCAGCCAAAGGCGCCGUGACAGCUGAUGCACAUAUCCAUAAAAUUUAUAGCACUUCUGGGCCUUUCGUGAAAUUAACACCGCUGAUGGCUCGAAAGCGAGGUCGUCCGCCAAAGAAGCGAAAUAAUGUUGUCAAAGAGAAUAAAUUUCAAGCUCGUGAUUUUACAGACGUUGAUACAAGCGUUGACAUGAAAGAAGAAACGAAUAGUGAGUUUCUUGGCUUUAAGGGAUUCCCACCAAUCAAAGAUGAUUGUUCUAGGAAUGUUACUUCUUUGGAUGAACAUCAUUAAAAUUAAGUCUAAUGUCAAGAUAAUGAAACAUUUUAAUUAUGCAGUAUAAUAUUGAGAAUGAAAAAUGUAACUGUAGGGUGUUUUAAGAAGGGAGUAUGGGGUGACAUGACAAGUCGUGCAACUUACUGCAUGUAAAUCUAGAAAAUUCAAUAUACGUAUAUGUAUACUUUUCAAAAAUCCUAAAAGGAAACCAUUGUGAUGUCAUUUUAAAUUUUAUGGUUGUUAUUUUUUAUUGUUAUUAUUUUAUUAGCCUUUACAGAGCCACUUGUUAAAUAUUUGGUUUUAAUAUAUACAGGUAUAAAAAAAUGCAUGGCCAGUAUAAUUAAAGUUAGAUGAAGCUGCAUUAAUUGCAAUAAAAGGAAUUAUUGUCACAAGUGACAGCUUGCCUCCAAAAAUUCUUUGAUUUCUAUGUCUAUAUUGUGUUUCCCUUACAAGAUAUAACCGCAAAACAGAAAAAUUACCACGCUUUUAGGACAUUCCCCCACCUCUUAUGCAAAUCUAAAUAAGGGGAAACAUUUAGGAUUCGGCAACAAAUGAAGCUGUCAAAUUAUAAUACUUAUUUAUUGAUUAUUCAACAGACCUAGGUAUUAUUUUUUUUUAUUCAAAAGUACAUGAAAAGUUUUACCUAUAUUUUUGUUACGUGUGUAACCAGAUAAUUUAUUAUAUUUUAAUCAUUAAGCAGCAUUUGUACUUUAUUGAGAUUAUAAAUUUUCAAGCAUUUAAAUCCUAUUUUAUUUCACACAUUGAGCAUUCUGUGAGAUGACAGUCGCUCGAGUCACAAUACAACUCGCAUGUAAUAACCGUACCAUAUCGAUUUAUAGCUGUGAAAUUGUUAGGACUUUUGAGUGCGAAUGCAAUAUGUAUCUUUUAAUUUUGCAAGUCAGGGGUGUCGAGACCAAAGCUGGGCUCUCUGAAACUGAGUUCACUCUAGGACCACCUACUAUAUACUUUGAAAAUCGUUCAAGUUUGAUCAUUCAAGGAGAUCUUCUAGGUCUCCUAACAUAUGACGACAACGAUAAAGUAAUUUGUUUACUUUUAACCAUUCAUAUAUUAUUUAUACUUUAAGAUCUACUAUAUUACAAAUGGUCUUUUUAUGUCUGUAUUUUUCAGUAACAUAUAUUAUGACACAUGAUAAUAAAACGCACCUGUUGCUGAAUAAUUAUACGUUCGUCCGUCAUCAUAAGUUAAGGGAAUCACAAAGAUGGCAGUGUUCGAAGCGGGGUUGCAAUUCUUACAUUGUUAUCAAAGACUCAGGAGCCAUAACCAAGUGCGUGGAGAUACAUAAUCACGAACCCAGAAAGUAUUUUAUAGAUGAAAACGGGUUAUAUAUCAAAUUGUGAUAUGUUAUUGUACUCUAUUAAAAAAAAGUGAGAUAAAUGGAUUAAUUGAUAUGAUGUGGACAAUGAA